AUGCUAACUGGGAAGGAGACCUUCAAUGGCAUCAAUAAAUGCCACCGGUGCUCCUUGAGUGGGGAUGAUCUGAAUAGACAGUGGCUGGCUCCCAGCUGCCAGCUCCAUCCAACCAUUUACCACACCAAGGGCCUCCUCUACUAUCUGUGCAGCAUUGGCCGGGCUCCAUUGGUAUUCUGCGACUAUCAUGGCCAUUCCCAGAAGAAGAAUGUGUUCCUCUAUGGCUGCAGCAUCAAGGAAACCUUGUGGCAGGCAGGUUGCACCAUCAACACAGCCAUUGUCACAGAAGACGUUGGCUACAGGGCCCUCCCAAAAAUCCUGGAUAAAGUGGCACCUGCAUUUGUCAUGAGCAGUUGCAGCUUCCUGGUGGAGAAGUCACGUGAAUCGACAGCACGGGUAGUAGUGUGGCGGGAGAUUGGUGUGUUGAGGAGCUACACAAUGGAGAACACCUACUGUGGCUGCAACCAUGGGCUCUACAAGGGCCUGCAGAUUGGAACACAAGAGCUGGAGGAAAUGGGAGCCAAAUUCUGCCUGGGACUCCUCAUCCUGCAGCUCAAAUCAUUGUCCUGCAGCAAGAAGCUGAUGGCUCAGGCAGCAGCCCUGCUGGAUCCAGAGGAGGAGAUUGCAAACCGUUGGUCACAAAGGAGCAGCAGCACCAGCAGCCUGGAGACUGAUGAUGAACCUCCUUGUGCGGAAGAUGUAGAUUACCAUACUGAUAGCUGCUCUGACCAGGAGGCGGACUUCUCUGGGCUAGAUGAAGAGAUCCAGGAGAUCUCCUUAAGGGCAGAAGGAGAGAGAGAAGAAGAAGGGGCCAGCGAGGGACAGACCUUCUGUUCCAGUGUUUUUGGAGGGUUUUACAUUUCCAGCCACCAAGCAGCCAAUAGCAAAGCUCUCCCUGUACCAUCAACGCCACUUGGAGUGUUUGCCGGGUGUGAAAGCAGCCCUGCAUGAACAGAGCUCUGACUUACCAAGCAAUAAGCAAAUGGAUCACUGCUCCUCUUUAGCCAUUUGCUAGCUUCAGCUUCAUUCCCAAAUGUGUUGCCCCAGUUUUGCAUGGAAAACUGACUCCGUUUGUGUAAUAUAUAUAUACUAGUAGAGGUGCCUGGCUUUGUGCGGGUCAGUAACUAAAAGAAUAAAUGAAAA
Pelodiscus sinensis (Chinese soft-shelled turtle) is the source of this 1143-nucleotide messenger RNA. The record is from RefSeq and is a predicted model, not a curated record. Lineage: Eukaryota; Metazoa; Chordata; Testudines; Trionychidae.